Molecule: messenger RNA, 1315 nt
Organism: Mercenaria mercenaria
Lineage: Eukaryota; Metazoa; Mollusca; Bivalvia; Venerida; Veneridae
Product: placenta-specific gene 8 protein-like
Exons: 4
Coding region: 398-832 (144 amino acids)
Source: RefSeq, a predicted model, not a curated record
AGCGUCUAAGAACACAUUUACCUGUAAGCGCUCACCACAACUGUGCUACUCAUUUAUGUUUAACACGUGCUAAAUGUUCAGAUAAAGAUUUGCUUUGGAUUGCAUUUUGAGAGCUGGGAUGCAGUAACUUGGUGCAUAUUUUUUAAGGUUUUGUUUCAAACUAAGCCUAAGACUUAUCAUUUGGAUAACUGACUAAUAUUUUGAUCACGAAAAUAAUGUGACCUUUGUGUGUAGAUGGUACAAGAACGCUAUGAGCUGACGUCUUUUAAGUUUAUUCUUGGAUGCUGUCUAUACCCGGCUGUGUAUAAUUCAUGAAGAUAUACUAGUUUGUGUAAACCAUUCCAUUUUAUGUGCGUUGUGGAUUUGACAACAUAAUAAGCAGUACAUACAGUAAAUAAUGGCAGCUCAAAAUGACGAAACAGUUGUGAUGACUGGCGGUUCCUUCACAGCCGAGGAGACGCCAGUAGUAACGCAGCCAAAGACAGAAAGGUCAAACAGUAAAGCUCAAGGUCGAAUAGUACCGCCGGCGUCAUUUGAUGAUACACUCAGUGAAAGAGACUGGAAAACGAAACUGUGUUCAUGUGAAGAAGGCAACUCUACUAAAUGCAGUUUAUGUUGUUGUUGGUGCUAUCAUAAAUACAUGGCAGCGAUACGACUUGGAGAGACACCGUUCAUGGGUUUGAUACCGUGUGCUACAUUUGCUUUAAGGGUCAAGGUCAGAACGUUAUUUGGAAUUAAGGGCUCAAUCGUGGAAGACUUCUUUACGACGUUAUGCUGUGAACCGUGCACAAUCUGUCAGAUAUCUAGGGAAUUAGACAAUAUAGGACUUUAAACAUUGUUAACUUACUUAAGGAUUGUAGACGUGUAGCUACUAGGAGUACAUGUAUAAAUAUUAGAACUGUGCAUAAAUGUGUUUGUAUGGCAUUUAUUUAUUUUCAGUCGAUAUAACCUCGGUGAUUUACGUUACACUGUGAAAUGAUGUUCCUCUUUGAUAGCGUAUAUAUUUUGAAAUUUAAAUAAAUGUUUUUUGUUCAGAUUCAGAAACUAUUUAGAACUAUAUCUGUUGCGUUAAUUUUUGAAAGAUAAUGUUUGUUUUCAAUUCAAGAUAGAUCAUAGGUUAUGAACAUUAAUCAGUCUAAACAAUUUUGAUAGUGAGGUCAUUUUUGAUAAAAUUGCAUUUUUUUUUCCAAAAAGUCUUAUGUUUACGGAAUUGCUUCUAUGUCCAUACUGGGAGGAAUAGCUUAAUGUGAUCAUUUUUUAAAUUAUAUUGGACUGAAUUUGUGAGAAAACAGUCAUAUUAAAAAUGGAAACAAAG